AUGACCUCUCGACCAGAACUCGACGCCUACCAAGUCUUCGUAGAUCGCUUCACCGCUGCCCGUCGCAGGUUGGGUCGAACUCGAUGGAGGUCUCGUGGAAAUCUAGGGGCUCUGGAGAUGGAUGUUGUCAAUAGUGAUGAAGAGAUGGAUGAUGUUGUUGAUGAUGAGAAAACAGGUGGUGCAGGUGAUGACGAGGAGAUGGGUGAUGUUGAUGAUAUCAAGGAGACGGGUGGUGUCGUUGAUGACGAGGACACGGGUCUCUUAGAUGUCAGUGGUGAGCUGGCGUCCGUGGAUAGAGCCGCAAGGGUGGCGGAGCUGAAGGCCUUGAGUCCCAUCCGUAUUACAAGGGGUUCUCCAGAAGCUCGUAUCAUCGGUCAAUAUUCCGAUGGUAACAAGCGCAUCAACCGCGAAAUUAUCACGUAUGGGAGGAAAAGGUGGCCGUGUUUACGACCAGUCAAACCUCAUAAUUGCGGAUCCCGUUGUGCUUCUUGCACUUCCGGGCCAUGCUCGUUCUGUCCCCCCAAUACCGCUCGGGACAUUCCUCCUAGGACCUCUGCCCCUCCUCCAACAGCGCGGGACGUACUAGCAACUCCCUUCGUCCCCUCCGCGCCUCCUUACACUCCGUCCGCUGUCGUUCUCUGUCGUGUCCCCACGGCCCAGGACAAGGAAUUCUCUUCGCCCUCUCCUUCGGCGAAUUUCUCCUCUCCCGGCCCUACUUCGCCGUCUCCCGCCGUCCAUCGCCCGCCUAGCUCUCCUGUGGCCGGACCGUCUCGUCUUCCUGCUACUCCUUCGGCAGGUCCGUCUCGUCGCACCCCUCGUUGUGCUUCUCCCGCCGUUCCUCGGCCUUCUACUCCUGUAGCUGGCCCAUCUCAUCUCCCGACCACCCCUUCGUCCGCCUUGUCCCGUCCUACCAGGAGCCGUCCUACUCCUGCCUCAACACAAGAGGACUCUCCUCUCACUCUUCCUCCUGCCCUUGGGACCCGAAGUCGUCAACCAUCUGUCCCUCCUGCCACUGGGCUCUCAACUCCUGCUCUUCCUGUCCAAACUCCUCCUUCAAAAUCUCCAAAAGGGAAAGGCAAGAAGAAGAAGGCCGUCCAAUUCGAAUCUGCAGUGGUAGAAAAUUAA
Molecule: messenger RNA, 1125 nt
Organism: Tremella mesenterica DSM 1558
Lineage: Eukaryota; Fungi; Basidiomycota; Tremellomycetes; Tremellales; Tremellaceae
Exons: 5
Coding region: 1-1125 (374 amino acids)
Source: RefSeq, a predicted model, not a curated record